AUGGAAUCCAGAUUAGCCAGAUUAACUAACUUACAAGUCACUGCCGGUGAUAACUUAAGAAGAACCUCCAUCAUUGGUACCAUUGGUCCAAAGACCAACAACCCAGAAACUUUGGUUGCUUUAAGAAAGGCUGGUUUGAACAUUGUCCGUAUGAACUUCUCUCACGGUUCUUACGAAUACCAUCAAUCCGUCAUUGACAAUGCUAGAAAAUCUGAAGAAUUAUACCCAGGUAGACCAUUAGCUAUUGCUUUAGAUACCAAGGGUCCAGAAAUCAGAACUGGUACCACCACCAACGAAGUUGAUUACCCAAUCCCACCAAACCAUGAAAUGAUCUUCACUACCGAUGACAAAUACGCUAAGGCUUGUGAUGACAAAAUCAUGUACGUCGAUUACAAGAACAUCACCAAGGUUAUCUCCGCUGGUAAGAUCAUCUACGUUGAUGACGGUGUUUUAUCUUUCGAAGUUUUGGAAGUCGUUGAUGACAAGACUUUGAAGGUUAAGUCCAUGAACGCUGGUAAGAUCUGUUCUCACAAGGGUGUUAACUUACCAGGUACUGAUGUCGAUUUACCAGCUUUAUCUGAAAAGGAUAAGGCUGAUUUGAGAUUCGGUGUUAAGAACGGUGUCCACAUGGUCUUCGCUUCUUUCAUUAGAACUGCUCAAGAUGUUUUAACCAUCAGAGAAGUCUUAGGUGAAGAUGGUGCUGAUAUCAAGAUUGUUGUUAAGAUUGAAAACCAACAAGGUGUUAACAACUUCGAUGAAAUCUUAAAGGUUACUGAUGCUGUUAUGGUUGCCAGAGGUGAUUUAGGUAUUGAAAUCCCAGCUCCAGAAGUCUUAGCUGUCCAAAAGAAAUUGAUUGCUAAGUCUAACUUAGCUGGUAAGCCAGUUAUCUGUGCCACUCAAAUGUUGGAAUCUAUGACUUACAACCCAAGACCAACCAGAGCUGAAGUUUCUGAUGUUGGUAACGCUAUCUUAGAUGGUGCUGAUUGUGUUAUGUUGUCUGGUGAAACCGCUAAGGGUAACUACCCAAUCAACGCUGUCACCACCAUGGCUGACACUGCUUUGAUUGCUGAACAAGCUGUUGCUUACCAAUCCUUGUACGAUGACUUAAGAAACUUGACUCCAAAGCCAACUUCUACCACUGAAACUGUUGCUGCUUCUGCUGUCGCCGCUGUCUACGAACAAAAGGCUAAGGCUAUCAUUGUUUUGUCUACUUCCGGUUUGACCCCAAGAUUAGUCUCCAAGUACAGACCAGACUGUCCAAUCAUCUUGGUUACCAGAAACCCAAGAGCUGCUAGAUUCUCUCACUUAUCUAGAGGUGUUUUCCCAUUCGUUUACGAAAAGGACUCCGUUGCUGACUGGACUGAAGAUGUCGAAUUACGUUUGAAAUACGGUAUUGAAAAGGCCAUUGAAAUGGGUAUCUUGAAGAAGGGUGACACUUACGUUUCCAUCCAAGGUUUCAAGGCUGGUGAAGGUCACUCCAACACUUUGCAAGUCGCUUUCGCUUAA
This is a messenger RNA of Naumovozyma dairenensis CBS 421, 1506 nucleotides long. It is a transcript of the gene CDC19, whose product is annotated as pyruvate kinase CDC19. The transcript has a single exon. Gene Ontology annotation, biological process: glycolytic process. Gene Ontology annotation, molecular function: pyruvate kinase activity; magnesium ion binding; potassium ion binding. Lineage: Eukaryota; Fungi; Ascomycota; Saccharomycetes; Saccharomycetales; Saccharomycetaceae. Bases 1 to 1506 code for a protein of 501 amino acids. The record is from RefSeq and is a predicted model, not a curated record. Gene Ontology annotation, cellular component: cytoplasm.